Molecule: messenger RNA, 675 nt
Organism: Musa acuminata subsp. malaccensis (wild Malaysian banana)
Lineage: Eukaryota; Viridiplantae; Streptophyta; Magnoliopsida; Zingiberales; Musaceae
Source: RefSeq, a predicted model, not a curated record
UCAUAUAUUGGCUACUCGUCCCUUCCUACUUCGGCAUCUAGCUGAGACACACACACACACACGUCUACCACCACUACAAUCUUCUCUGCACUCGACUUCCUGCGAAGAAUAAAGCAUGGGUUGUGCAGGCAGGGCUUCCUUGGCGGCUGCAGCAGCGAGCAUAGGCGCCGUGGAGGCGCUCAAGGACCAGGCCGGUCUGUGCCGGUGGAACUAUGCCCUGCGAUCUCUGCAACAGCGGGCGAAGAGCGGCAUGGGGUCUCUGUCUCAGUCCAGGAGGGCGGCAUCAUCCUCCUCCAUUGAUGGGAGGGGAAGGUGGCAGGGGGGUGAUGAGAAGGCCAGGCAAUCUGAGGAGGCACUGAGGACGGUGAUGUACUUGAGCUGUUGGGGUCCCAAUUAGAGAGCCUUUUUGUGGUGCUCUCUGUAAAUCUAUAUUAUUCAACCAUUUGUUCUGAGUUCUUCAUUCAUUUUGCCUAUUUAUAUUGGUAUGGAGAAGCAUGAAGUGGGUUGAUCAUGUUGCAGAAUCCAUGGCCUUGUGUUGCAGUUCUACUCUCUUAUCGAAUCUGUACCUUUCAAGCCAAUUGUGUCUCAAGGAUGCUUUUGUACUUGAAAUCCUCUCCCUCAGCAGGACUUUUCUUCCUUGGCUUUAAGAAGUAUUCCAAGAGAGAGAUUGUGAUA